AUAAGAGUCGUUUAAAAGAAAUACGGUUGAUAUACGAUUUUAUUAUAAUGCUUAACGCUUGGACUCGUGCUAUCAUAAGUUUGAUAUAAUGGUGUUUUGUGCUACGCUAAAUUAAAACAUUCCAGUUUCUACCGCAUUUCAAUCAGGAGUGAAAAAUAAUUUCGGAACUAAUUUUAUACAUAAAAACUAUAUCCUACGUUAACUAGAUUAUCUUUGAGAUAAUUAUAAAACUUUUUAUACAGCGUGCUUUUGCCGGAUCUGUGAGAAAAUGUCCAACCAUGUGGAAAAUGGGAGCUCAAAAGACUCCGAUAGUUUUUUUAAUCUCAAGGAAUUGCCACAUAUUGUAAAACCACUUGAUCGCCGUCAGAAAAUUCAACCAGAUAUUCUUCAUGCUAUUGGAAAUACUCCACUUGUAAAACUGUCCACAAUUCCCAAAGAAGAGGGUAUCCAGUGUGAAAUGUAUGCAAAAUGUGAAUUUGUAAAUCCUGGUGGUUCCGUAAAAGAUCGCAUUGCUUACCGAAUGGUAUUAGAUGCUGAACAAAGGGGAAUUCUCAAACCUGGUAAAUCUGUUAUUAUUGAACCAACAUCUGGAAAUACUGGAAUUGGUUUGGCUUUAGCUUCAGCUGUUAAAGGGUAUAGAUGUAUAAUAGUUCUACCUGAGAAAAUGUCAGAUGAAAAAGUAAAUACACUAUUAGCAUUGGGAGCAGAGAUUGUGAGAACACCAACAGAAGCAGCGUCCAGUGACCCUGACAGCAACAUUAUGGUUGCACAACGACUUUCAAAAGAAAUACCAGACGCUGUUGUUUUGGAUCAGUACAACAACCCAUGCAAUCCCCUCGCGCACUACGACAGCACAGCUGAAGAAAUUCUGUGGUCUCUCGAUGACGAUGUGGACAUGGUGGUGAUGGGCGCCGGCACCAGCGGAACUGCCUCCGGUGUUGGACACAAGAUUAAGGAACGGUGCCCCAAUUGUGUCAUAGUUGGUGUUGAUCCAUACGGAUCCAUCCUUGCCCAACCAGAUGAAGUAAAUGUAACGGACGUACAGUACUAUGAGGUGGAAGGCAUUGGCUACGAUUUCUUACCGCGCUCUCUGGAUCGUGCUAUAAUCGAUCAGUGGGUGAAGUGCAAUGAUGUGGAUUCCUUGCAAAUGGCAAGACGUCUCAUCAAGGACGAGGGGCUGCUAUGUGGUAUGAUUUCACAUCCCUAUAGAUCAACAUUGAGUUCUAAUAAUAAAUAUAGGUAUAAGACAACAUUCGAUUCUAUACUAAGUAGCUAGAGUCCUUGUAUUGCGUAAAUCUAAAUAGUCGUGUCUUGUAG
This is a messenger RNA of Diatraea saccharalis (sugarcane borer), 1317 nucleotides long. The record is from the annotation of a GenBank genome assembly. NCBI's taxonomy places the organism in Eukaryota, Metazoa, Arthropoda, Insecta, Lepidoptera, Crambidae.